Molecule: messenger RNA, 2700 nt
Organism: Microplitis mediator
Lineage: Eukaryota; Metazoa; Arthropoda; Insecta; Hymenoptera; Braconidae
Product: membrane metallo-endopeptidase-like 1
Exons: 16
Coding region: 56-2362 (768 amino acids)
Biological process (GO): protein processing
Cellular component (GO): plasma membrane
Molecular function (GO): metalloendopeptidase activity
Source: RefSeq, a predicted model, not a curated record
CUCUGUGUUAUACUUUUUCUUCAUUCGUCCUCAUUGAUAUUAAAUUGAGCUGACGAUGAUUAUUUACAAAAUAGGAUUAUUUUUGUUGGUAAGUAACUCGAUUGGAUUUUCUCGAAAAAUAAAAUCACUCGAGCUCGAUGACUCUAUUUCAAAUCCAAUGGGAUGGAUAUUUGAUAUCGAAGAAAAUAACGUUCAAGAAAAUGAAAACGAGCUGAGGGAAACUGAGACAGUUUGCCGUACAAAAGAAUGCCGAGUAAUUGCUAACGAGUUUUUGAGCAGCAUGAACAAGGCAGCGAAUCCUUGUGAUGAUUUUUAUGAAUUCACCUGCGGUGGCUGGAGUGUUAGUGACAUCCCAGCCUAUUUACCAUUUUGGGCCCGACACGUUAUGUUUCAAGAAGUUGUUUGGAAACGAUUGAAGGGAAUUUUGGAAAUGGAUCAACAGCCAGAUGACAUUUUGCCAGUCAAGCAGGCUAAGAAGUGGUUCAAAAUUUGCAUGGAUUCAGAGGGUCUUAAUAGUCGCGGUAUAAGAACAUUGGAAUCGAUACUGAUGCGCGUGGGAGGCUGGCCAAUUACAAUGGACCCUGAGGAGUGGGACGCGGACUCUUAUAAUUGGGAAAAAAUAGAUAAUUAUUAUUUUCAAUUAACAUCUUCUCAUAUUUUUUACAAGUACCAAAUAUCUUCGUUUACCCGAGCUCCAAAAGAAGACAUUGGAAUUUCACCGGGUGAUUUGCCUCUAGCAGAUAAAUUAUCAUCACAAUAUCGUAAUUACACAGGAAAUGAUUACAAUGCGUACAAAGAAUUUGUCUAUAAAGUUGUUGAAAUUUUUUAUAAACACAAUAAAGGUCAAAGUCCCGGUGAUGUCAUUCAACAAGACGUUAUUGACUUGGUUGAAUUCGAAAAAAAAUUAUACAUGAUUCAAGACCAAGAUCCAGAAUUUGAGAUGAGCGUAAUUAGUGAGUUCAUUGAAAAUUAUGAAAAACAAUUGAAACAAUCGAACGACGAUGAUUUUAAAAUCGAUUUCAAGAAAUCGAUGAGCGACUUAGUUGACUUGAUAGGUUACAAAUACAAUGAUAGCACAGAAAUAAGCGUCCAAGAUAAAAAUUACUUCGUAAAAUUAUCAAAACUUUUGAAAAAGACACCGAAAAAAGUCAUAAUUAAUUACAUGCAUUGGCAUUUCGUGAGCAAUACGAUCGAACACACGACUGACGAAAUGAGAAAUUUAAUUUUCGAACUCAUGGAAAAAGAGUACGGAGUCACUGAAAGAAGUCCGAGGUGGAUAGAGUGCGUGCGGUUAACAAAAAUGAACGAUGCGUUAUCUUACGCAUUUAUGAAAAAAUAUUUUCCCGCUGAAACGGAAAACAAGGUAAGAGAGAUGAUUAAUAACCUAGUCGACAGUAUCGCGACAAUGAUUGAUAAUUCAAAUUUUGGGGAGGCCGAUUUGAAGAAAACGCUGAUAAAAAAAUUAAAAAAUACGAAAUUCGCUAUUGGGUUUCCCGAUUGGUACAAAAACAAGACCGCUGUUGUUUCUGCAUUCCGUGGGUUGACGAUUGGUUCGGAUUUGCUCGACGAUCAUUUGAGUUACGACAGAUUUGUGGUCAAAUCGAAUUUGCGUAAAUUAUUAACGGGAUCGCCGCAAGAAAGCUGGUUUAGUAAAGAAGAUCCAUUGACGGUCGACGCGAGAUACACUACCGGUCAAGUCAUAAUACCUGCUGCGCUGUUCCAGCCUCCGUUUUUUUCUCCAAAUAUACCUGAAUAUUUAAAUUAUGCGAUGGUGGGAUCAAGUCUUGGCCAUGAAAUGGGACACGGCUACGACAUAACGGACAUUUUGUUUGAUGAAAAUGUUGAAAGAAUAUCAUUUUCUGAAGAAACGCAAGCCACAUUAACAGAUCGCAUUGAAUGUUUUAUCCAGCAAUACAAUAAAUUGUUAAAUGCAUCCGACGAAACAGAGGGAGAGGAACCGAGUUCUGGUUUCAAAACCCUAUCAGAAAAUUUGUCAGACGCAAUGGGAGUUCAUUCAAUGUACGACGCUUACAAAAUGGCGGUAUCUAAAAACCCGAGAGCUGAUGUAAAACUGCCUGGCUUCGAAGAAUUUACUGACGACCAAAUACUGUUCAUUUCUUACGGAAAUAUAUGGUGUGAAGUAGUAAACGAACAAUUUGCUAAAAGUCGAGCUAAAAAAGACUCUCACAGCUCAGGUCGUAUAAGAUUACUGGGUUCGCUAAUGAACAGCGAGGAAUUUUCCCGAGCGUUCAAUUGUCCCAAGGGAAGCCCGAUGAAUCCCGAGAAGAAAUGUAACAUGUGGGGGGCUGAAGUUAAAGCCGAAAGCCGACGUCGCUUCAAGAAACGUCACCCCGGAUCGUAAACUAAUUUAACGCUAAAACUAACUUUGUUAUUAAUUACUAAAACGUACUCUAUAUGCUGAGCAUUACUCUGUAGGCUUAACAGACAAUAAAACACGUGACUGUAAGUGCUAGCGGUAAAUUAAGUAAGUUAAUUGUUAAAAUGUUGAUAAAAAGGACAUUCGAAAGUGUAUAUUUCUCAGCGGAUUAGCGUCAGCUCGAAAUUCACACGGGAAUCAUCAUCUGUAUUGUAUCGUAUCGUAAAAAGCCCCUAUCUCUUGGGUCUCGGGUCAUGCGUAUCGUAAAUGAAUUACCCAUAUCUACUAGCACACUCGAGUCUACUCUCUCUAUAUAUAUAAAU